Molecule: messenger RNA, 1426 nt
Organism: Arabidopsis thaliana (thale cress)
Lineage: Eukaryota; Viridiplantae; Streptophyta; Magnoliopsida; Brassicales; Brassicaceae
Product: PQ-loop repeat family protein / transmembrane family protein
Exons: 8
Coding region: 258-1070 (270 amino acids)
Biological process (GO): L-cystine transport; L-alpha-amino acid transmembrane transport
Cellular component (GO): lysosomal membrane; lytic vacuole; membrane
Molecular function (GO): L-amino acid transmembrane transporter activity
Source: RefSeq, marked reviewed
AGAUUCAGAGAUAAGGCUCAUUAAAAUCACCUGCUUCACCCAUCACGCUAAGAUCGUGGAAUCUUAUAUCACUAGACUCUCCCAGAUCAUGACACGUCAUCAUCUUCAUCAUGAGACCCAUAAUUUUUUGAAACUGUUUUAUUUCACUCCCCAAUAAUAUUUUCUGCUUUUAGCUCUUUUUAAGGCUCUUCAAAAAUCUCCGUCAACGUCGAGAACAAAAUUUGGAGAAAUCGAACAGACGAUCGAGAUCGAGGAAAAUGGCGUCGUGGAAUUCGAUUCCGCUGGAGAUCUCGUACGAAAUCGUUGGAUGGAUCGCGUUUGCUUCGUGGUCAAUUAGCUUUUACCCACAGCUGAUUUUGAAUUUCCGUAGGAGAAGUGUUGUUGGAUUGAACUUCGACUUCGUGAUGUUGAAUUUGACAAAGCACUCGUCGUAUAUGAUCUACAAUGUCUGCCUCUACUUUAGUCCUGUUAUUCAAAAGCAGUACUUUGACACUUAUGGCGAUAAAGAGAUGAUACCUGUGGCUGCAAAUGAUGUUGCAUUCUCGAUCCAUGCAGUUGUAAUGACAGCUGUUACACUGUUCCAGAUCUUUAUCUAUGAACGUGGACCUCAAAAAGUAUCCAGACUUGCUAUAGGUAUUGUGGUUGUUGUGUGGGGAUUUGCAGCUAUCUGUUUCUUCAUAGCAUUACCUACACACUCUUGGCUAUGGCUCAUUUCAAUCUUCAAUUCGAUUCAGGUCUUCAUGACAUGCGUCAAGUACAUCCCACAGGCAAAGAUGAACUUCACUAGGAAGAGCACAGUCGGGUGGAGCAUCGGGAAUAUUCUUCUCGAUUUUACUGGAGGACUUGCUAACUAUCUGCAAAUGGUUAUACAAUCUAUUGACCAAAAUUCUUGGAAGAAUUUCUAUGGGAACAUGGGAAAGACUCUUCUCUCACUUAUAUCAAUAUUUUUCGACAUCCUCUUCAUGUUUCAACACUAUGUGUUAUACCCAGAGAAGAAAGUCUCAAAAUCUCCGGAAACUGGUGAGGAAUCGAACGAACCACUCAUUGAUUCUUCUCAUGAACAUGUUUAAAGAUCAGAUUCUCAAGAGUCAUUAGUUUCAGCGUUCCCACUGUAUAUGUUUAUAUCACAAAAAGGUACAAAUGUGAGAACUCUUCAGAUUGUCGUAAUAUCAGUCUAAUGUAUCAAAUCAAUUAUCACAGAAACAGCAAAUGUAUAAUACAAUGUUCGAUCUUGGGUUAUAUUUUAAGAAACAAGAUGAAAGUUAAUAGAGCACGAUCCAUUACCCAUAGUAGUGCAUCUACUAGUAGUCUUAGGCACAGCAUAGAAGAGUUAUAUCUAUGCAAGAUCCAACCAAAGUCACUAUGGUUCGAGGGGUACCAUGAACCAUCAUCUUCUUGGCAGCGCAUAUCGAUAGGGUCUUCUCUA